Molecule: messenger RNA, 2263 nt
Organism: Salvelinus namaycush (lake trout)
Lineage: Eukaryota; Metazoa; Chordata; Actinopteri; Salmoniformes; Salmonidae
Gene: oafa
Product: OAF homolog a (Drosophila)
Exons: 4
Coding region: 569-1393 (274 amino acids)
Source: RefSeq, a predicted model, not a curated record
GUCGCUGAAAGUUUUGAGGCCAUGCAAGUAGGAUACUCUGCUGUAGUUUGGAUACUGAAGGAAGUGACGGGACUGAAUGAGAAAAAAAAAGAAAAUAUAUGAGGAUAAAAACAGAAAGCAGAUUACGAAGCAACGUGCUGUGUUACGAUCGAGAGAGAGAGAGUGGGAUACUACAUCGCGCAUGAUUCUGAUAUGCAUUGAAGUCGUGCGGGUCAAAGUUUUUUUUUAGUUGUUUCGAAGUAGCUGUGAAAUGAAAAGCAGAGAUUGAAUUCUUGAUCGAGGUAGGUUUACCUACUGUAUGCGUUUGACAAUUCACCCGAGUCGCGUUAAUAUUUGUACAAAAUCAAAUCAAUCACGGCAUGAAUUAUAGCGUAAAGCAUGGAAGACGAACAACUGGUUGGAUUUCAUAUAUAUAUAUUUUUUUUACAAAGAAUAGAUCGCAAAGGGGCUACCUGUUGAAACUGAAAUGCUACUAAAUAAUUAUAUGUUAAUAUUGAAUAGAGACGGUUGGAUUUCUCCUGGACUUUAGUAUUUUUCCUCUGUCAAGUUCAGUUCUGCGUCUUCUGGAAUGUUUGGGAGUUGUGUUCCACCGGUUUCAGCUCGAAUAAAUGCAUUUCUCUGGGCACUAAUAUUUUUAACAACGUUCGGACUUUGUUCAGAGCUGAAAGUUCGUGUUCGUUUAGCUGAUGGACAAAUCACAGAGGAAGUUCUAGAAGCAGACAGUGAAAAAGACUCCAUCACACUUGAGUUCAAACAGGAAGAUGGAACUCUCAUAACAUUUGUCGCUGACUUCAAACAGCAUGUGAAGAUCUUCCGGGCGCUCAUCCUUGGGGAGCUGGAGAGGGGCCAGAGCCAGUACCAGGCCCUGUGCUUCAUCUCGCGCCUCAACCACAACGAGUUCAUCCCCAGCGAGUCCAUGGCCCGACUCAGACAGAAAAACCCUCGAUCCAUUCGCACGGCGGAGGAGAGGCGGGGCCUGGACCAGCUGACCAUGAACGUGGCUGUGAACCUGAGCCAGGCGUGGCAGCUCAGCAGCCACAUCCACAACAUGUGCAGCGAGGCCCGGGAGGCGAUCUACACCCGGGAGAGGGACGUCAAACAUUGGCUGGAGAGAGGAGUGGAGGGCUCCAUGUUUGAGAUCCUGCCCCAGUCGGUGGACGUGGUCCCGGACCUGCUGUCGUGCCGCUCUACGAGAGACCUGUGGCAGCCCUGCUCCUGCAGCUUCAGCCUGCGUCUGGAGUGGUACCCCUGCCUGCUCAAGUACUGCCGCAACCGCGACACCACAGGCAAAGGCAGCCCCUACAAGUGCGGCAUCAAGAGCUGCAGCAAAGGCUACCAAUUCACCUACUAUGUCCCCCACAAACAGCUCUGUCUCUGGGAUGAGGAGACUUAGCAGCACACGGGCCGUGCAGUCAGACCCCCCCCCCCCACCCCAAACAAGCCAAUGCUUUUCUUUUCAUCCCUUAUUUAACUUGGAUAUCACGUUGGAGUUCAGUUCAUCCUGUCGUGAGAUGAUAGUAGUUUGACGCCUUAAAUGGGACAGUUUAGGUUGAAAUUGAGACCAAAGCUCUACCCUCUCAAUGACUCCUUUUGACAUUUCCUAUAGUUGGGAUGCGAGGCUGCCGAAGUGUCCAGGUGCCUACUGUGCAACCUAAAGUUCCUCUCACACGUUUGUUACUCACACGUUUGUGCCCCAGCUAAUAAAAAAUGACUACAAGAACCUCCUCUCAUGAGGACACGUUUAUGCAUACGGCUGGACAGUGCAGCUAUUCUACAUUGCUUGCCCAGUGGGAUGACUGGUGAAGGAACAACGUUCCCAUUAUGUUGUCACAGGAGACCGUGGGACGGGAUCGUAACGGUCAGUUGGACAGUAACUUAUGACGUCAAUAACACAGCUUUAGCCAGCUCUCUUCCUGGUCGAUGGCAACUCGGGUUGCAAUCAACACUGUUUCUCUGAUGCUGGGAUUAUUUAUUUGGUUGCAAAGUGAAAUUAUUGAAGAUUCUUAUGUAUAAAGUGACUAAUCUUAAAAGUUUUCUUUAUAUAAACUUCAUCCCAUUUUGUCUUUUGAUUUGUGUCAAUUACAAGCUUAAUUUCCAAAAAUUCUGCAUCUGUUAGCAAUUAGACAGUAGAACUAUAGCAAAACAGACAGAUUAUAUAAACAGUGUAAAAAAAAACAUUAGCAACACCUUCCUAAUAUUGAGUUGCACCCUCUUUUGCCCUCAGAACAGCCUCAAUUUGUCAGGGCAUGGACUCUACAAGGUG